Messenger RNA from Suillus subaureus, 694 nucleotides. RefSeq lists its product as uncharacterized. The record is from RefSeq and is a predicted model, not a curated record. The transcript has 2 exons. Bases 222 to 440 code for a protein of 72 amino acids. Lineage: Eukaryota; Fungi; Basidiomycota; Agaricomycetes; Boletales; Suillaceae.
CCGCACUGCGAUAAUCACUAUGUAGGCGACAUUGCAUUUUUGUGACCGCAAGCUAACAUCUCAUCAUGCUACUGAUAGGUCAUUGAUGCCAAGACGCCGCAGGCAGUGAUCGGAGUUGAGGGCGAAGAUACGCGAGUUGACGCACGGAUGCUCAAAGACGAUCGGGUUCAACAAGAUCCAAUGCGAUCUAUCUUUUCAAAGGAUUUUUCGGAUAGAGUGGGAUGAUGUCUCUCUUGACACCCUUGCGUUCCCUGUUUUCCACCUGUGUUGCAUGCUAUCACUGUCUCUAUUGGAUUAGGAUGACGAUCCAUUUUAUCGUCAUUUGCCCUUUCCUCGGCGUGAUUGACCGACGUCUAUGCAGCCCCUUGGAGCAAGAGCAUUCGAGUUGUACAGACUGGAUCUUGAUCUCAGUGACUGAUGCGUCUGAUACAGACAACUAAAGUAUAGAUCGAUCACUCGUUCAGCGCUGCAGCGCUCAAUACUCGGCACUCAUUCCACACUGAGUCGUAUCGGUGAGACGCGUAACUUAAAGCGCACGAACCCCAGGAAUCCUAUUUAACUGUAACGGUCGUAUCUGAUGUGGAGCGAUGUUUAACAGAUCAAAUUACAUCUCGCAUGAAACAACAUUAACAUCAAUCGGUGCAUAUCUAUAUACAGAGUAUAAGAUGGAACUGUGGUCCACCCGUGUGUGCUG